CCAUGUGUCCCUAUAGCCAAUCUUCUUUCAAAUCUUCUACCUGAGCGUCGAGUUUCGCGUGACCUUUGUUUUCUCAGUACCAGCACUUAGCUUCAAUUUCUAAUUGUUAAAAAAUUGAUUCAGAUGAUGGGCGAAGAAGGUCGUAAAGAAGCAAUGGAGAGUCUAUCUCUUGACGACGAUGAGGACGAUAACAAAUCGACCUCCAAAUCCUACUCUAAUUACCGAAGUGCCAUGACUUCCCUUUCCGAUUCCCACCAUCCUCUUUCCCCGUCAGUCGUCGCUACACCUGCCGAUUCCGAUCCCUUGUUAGCUCCUCCUGAAACUUCCUCUAUUCAACCCCCUUCUCCUUACGCCGACAUCGUUUCCAACCCUCUCGACGCCAGCAUUGUUGAAGAACUUAACGGCAUCCAAAACCCUAACGACGACUCGAGUAACUCGACAAUGCCGGAGAUACCUCCCUCUUUAAACUUGGAGUAUUUGAAUAUCACGGUUUCAGAUCCGCACAAGGAAAUGGAAUCGGGGUCAAUUGUUCCCGGCAGUAAUACUUACGUUACCUACUUAAUCACUACCAAAACCAAUUUACCCGAUUACGUAGGAUCCGAUUUCAGCGUUCGGAGACGGUUCAAAGACGUGGUUACGUUAUCGGAUCGAUUGAGCGAAGGUUACAGAGGGUAUUUCAUUCCUCCGAGGCCAGAUAAGAGUGUAGUGGAGAGUCAAGUGAUGCAAAAGCAAGAGUUCGUGGAGCAGAGAAGAUCGGCACUGGAGAAGUACUUGCAGAAGCUUGCAUCACAUCCGGUGAUCAAGAAGAGUGAUGAAUUGAGAGUGUUUUUGCAGGUGGACGGUAAGCUUCCUUUGCCUACGACCACUGAUGUGGCAUCUAGGGUUUUGGAUGGAGCAGUGAAGUUGCCCAAGCAGUUGUUCGGAGGGGGCUCAGGGGGGAAUGUGAUUGGCCCGCAGGAUGUUGUGCAACCCGCUAAAGGUGGCAGGGAUUUGCUGAGGUUGUUCAAGGAGUUGAAGCAGUCUGUUGCGAAUGAUUGGGGCGGCUCGAAGUCACUUGUGGAGGAGGAGGAUAAGGAUUUCCUGGAAAAGAAAGAGGGGUUGCAAAAUCUUGAGCUGCAACUAAGUAAUGCAUCAAAACAGGCCGAAUUACUCGUGAAAGCUCAGCAAGAUAUGGGGGAGACGAUUGGAGAACUGGGGCUAACAUUUAUUAAGUUGACGAAAUUUGAGAAUGAGCGAGCUACGUUGAACUCUCAGAGAGAACGCGCAGCUGAUAUGAAAAACGUGGCUACUGCGGCUGUUAAAGCUAGCAGAUUGUAUCGGGAGUUGAAUUCACAGACAGUGAAGCAUUUGGAUAUUCUACACGAACACCUGAGUUUAAUGCUGGGCAUACACCAUGCAUUUUCAGACCGGUCAAGUGCUUUAUUGACAGUGCAGACUCUCAUUUCGGAAUUGUCUUCCUUAAAUUCAAAAGCAGAGAAACUUGAAACAACAACUUCUAAGAUAUUUGGAGGUGAUAAAUCAAGAGUUCGAAAGUCGGAAGAGUUAAAAGAUGCCAUUAGGGUCACUGAAGAUGCCAAAAGCUGUGCCAUCAGAGAAUAUGAGCGCAUUAAGGAGAGUAAUCGAAGUGAGAUAGAUAGAAUAAAUAGAGAAAGGCAUGUUGACUUUGUGAAGAUGUUGAAAGGAUUCAUAACUAAUCAGGUGGCUUAUACAGAGAGAAUUGGACAAGAGUGGUCGAAAGUUGCAGAGGAGACCAGUCGUUAUUCAAGAGAGAAUGCAUAAAAUUGUAUUAUAUGAGUGAUAAGCUGCUGACUGGCAAGCAUGAAACCGAAUUGCAGUUCUGUGGAAGGAUGGCUUAUUUCUGGAUUGUAUUCAUGGCCAAAUUGAGGAACCAGUUUAAUUGUAAUUCAAUCUUGGCACCAGUCGCUAUCUCAAUGAACUGGAAAGUGUGCAGUGCUUCCUUGCGGGUGCUUGUCUUGAGCGCGAGUGAUAACCCUUAGAAGUAGCCUGUUGAAACAAAAGCUUGAGAAUAAUAUAUCUUUUCCUUUUGAGGCAUUACGUGCAUUUGCUCCUAUAGUUUUUGGAUGAGCUCAGUAUUCAGAUCCUUGUAUUUACCAGGAUCCUGCUUAAAGUCUUAAGAUUCAAGAGCGAAGUUACAUUUUUGUAUCUGUGUUUAAGGGUUAUAUGUUUUUUGUCUUAUUCCUUUAGUUGUGCAGAUAAUUCUUCGGAAUGGAAAGUGGUAGCCUCUCCCAAUGUUAAAAUCUUGAAUGGAAAAUAUCAAGUUCCUUUCGCAUGGCCAA
Nicotiana tabacum (common tobacco) is the source of this 2297-nucleotide messenger RNA. RefSeq names its product sorting nexin 2B. NCBI's taxonomy places the organism in Eukaryota, Viridiplantae, Streptophyta, Magnoliopsida, Solanales, Solanaceae. Gene Ontology annotation, molecular function: phosphatidylinositol binding. The record is from RefSeq and is a predicted model, not a curated record.